AUGCAUUUUCUUCUUCUUUUCAAGCUGGCCUGUCUUUCAUCCUUUUCUGUAUCUGUAUUUGCACAGAGAGGGAGAGUUGGCUCUAGUGAUGGAUCCAAAGCCGACCAAUCGCGGGUAAUAGGCUUGACGCGCCCUAGCCCUACAGAUGGCCGAAACCCUCUCGAGACUCAGGGUUGGAUUAGCCCUGAAUACAAGUGGUUUUAUGAAUACCCUCUACCACUGCCUCCGACGAAGAGCAAAAAACAGACAUGGACAGGUGAUGACGGCGCAGAAAUCGACUACUACGAAGUUGAACUCAAGAGCUUUUCAAAACAGAUCUAUCCGGAUCUUCCAGCGACGCCUAUGGUUGGCUACGAUGGGAUGGCGCCAGGCCCCACGCUUGUGAUGCAGCAAAAUCGAGAGGCAGUAGUGCGGUUCAUUAACAACGGACCGUCAAACAUGUCAGUUCACGUUCACGGCCAAUACAACAGAUCUCCCUUCGAUGGAUGGGCCAGUGAUAUGACAUCACCUGGCCAGUACAAGGACUACUACUAUCCGAAUGCUCAGAACGCGAGAACGAUCUGGUAUCAUGAUCAUACCGAGUUUGCAUCAGGCGAACACGCUUACCGAGGAGAAGAGGGUUACUAUAUUCUCACCGACCCUGAAGAGCAAGCUCUGGGACUACCAUCCGGCCAAUACGAUGUCACACUCGCUAUUGCCGCGAAGAUCUACAGAUCGGAUGGCUCGCUGUACUACGACAGCAAUCACGAUGCUGGCCUUUGGGGUGACGUGAUCUUAGUGAACGAGCAACCAUGGCCGUACUUUAAUGUCGAAGCUCGACCAUACCGCUUCCGCUUACUCAAUGGAGCAGUCAGCCGAACAUUCGAUCUCACUUUCAACACAGACGAUGGAGAGAUGUUGCCCUUUGAUGUUAUUGGUUCAGACUGUGGUCUCUUCAACUCGCCGGUCAACUCCACCUUCAUCGCUUUGUCUAUGGGCGAGCGCUACGAGCUGGUGAUCGACUUCUCCAACUACCGAAAUCAGAACAUCACUCUUCUAAAUGGACGAGGUAUUGGUGACAAUGUUGACUACCCAGCCACGAACAGGAUUAUGCGCUUUAUCGUCGGUGAAGGUUCCGGCGAUAGCGGCGGCGGCGUUCCCCAGACUCUUCGUAACAACGAGCAAGUAGCUCCUGCAGCCUCUAACGCCAAGGACUUCACUUUUGGGCGUGGCCAGGGUGGUUCUUGGGAAAUUAACGGCGUCGGCUUUCGAGAUGUUGAAAACCGCAUUUUGACUAAACCUGAGCGUGGUACUUACGAGACUUGGGAGCUCAGCAAUGGCGCGGGCGGCGGCACGCAUCCUGUGCACAUCCAUCUUGUCGAUUUCAAAAUCAUCUCAAGGACUGGUGGCAGAAACGAAGUGGCAGACUACGAAGGCGCGGGAUGGAAGGACGUCGUCUGGCUCGCUGCAGGCGAGUCCGUACAGGUCAUUGCUCGUUAUGCACCCUGGGACGGCAUCUAUAUGUUCCAUUGCCACAACCUUGUCCAUGAGGACCAUGACAUGCUCGUAGCCUUCAGCGUACCCAAUCUCGAGAAAUGGGGUUACACAAACUCGACGCUCUUCAUUGACCCCAAUCAACCCGAAUUUAAAGGCAAGGACUUCAACUCAGACGACUUCACGGAGGAAGCCAUCAACAGCAAGAUCGCAUGGCUCUACAGCACCAACCCGUACAAUAAAGGCAACAUCGCGGGUGUCUAUUCUGCGCUCGAUGCAUACUCGCAGGGACAGUACUGGACCCAGGCUCCAGACGGAGAUCACGCACAGCCAACAGGAGGCGACCAGUCCGCAGAUUCCACCCCCACCGGCUCUCCGAGUGCUUGGACGACGCUGGUCAGCAGUGCUACUCAGGUGCCUGAGAGCAGCGGGCUUUCAGGCUACGGCCUGUGA
Molecule: messenger RNA, 1926 nt
Organism: Paraphaeosphaeria sporulosa
Lineage: Eukaryota; Fungi; Ascomycota; Dothideomycetes; Pleosporales; Didymosphaeriaceae
Product: Cupredoxin
Exons: 6
Coding region: 1-1926 (641 amino acids)
Molecular function (GO): oxidoreductase activity; copper ion binding
Source: RefSeq, a predicted model, not a curated record